AUGUGCGACGUGCUUCCACUACAACCUGCAGGCGCCUUCCUCCGUCAGGCCCAAAAACUUCAGCCCUCUGUUCUCGCAGACCCAAUUGCCAUUGUCGGCAGCUGCACUGACAUUGACGUCGCGCUGCGACUGCGUCCUGAAUGUGACGGGGACGACGCGAUGACACACGAUUCGGUGGCCUAUCAGAUGGGGCAGAGCCAGCUAGAUGAGCACGUGGACUUCCUUACGGCUAUUCGUCGUGGCCUCGACGAGCUCGUGGCUGACGCCUCGGAUGACGAGAGCGACGAUGAGAGUGACGAGGAAGGAGAGUACUAUCAGGCGAGCAAGGAGAACAUGUACUACAGCCCGGAGCAAAAAUACUCGUGUGGUUUUCUACAGGAUGACGCAUUGGACUUGUCGGACACAUCGACAUCCUCUUCCUCGUUGUUCACUGCAUGGGCACAACAAGAGUUUGAUGACGACGACGACGACAAUGACGACGAUACAAACGAACUCAUUUUUCAACUUGAACUAUAG
Molecule: messenger RNA, 516 nt
Organism: Peronospora farinosa
Lineage: Eukaryota; Oomycota; Peronosporomycetes; Peronosporales; Peronosporaceae
Source: the annotation of a GenBank genome assembly